UCCGAGUUUUUGUUGUUCUGCUGCUGCUGCUGCUGUUCGGAGGUCACGUCAGGGGUCAAGCGAGAAAUGACACGGGUCAAGGCCGCGUUGAGUGCCAGCAAGUCUUGAUGAAGGAAGUCUACACAUGUGUGUCCGGACAAGGCAUCGACUUCAACGCCUUCUUGGAGAUGGUCAGUGGUGGCAAAGACACCCAGAAUGGAACAAACCCAGCAGCAGCAUCACCUCCAGCUACAACAGCAUCGACAACGGGCGAGGCGAACUUGUCCAAAGAGAAGAUUUGUAGCCCCCGUCAAGAAAUUAUGGCAUGUAUCGUGAAGGCAGCACAGUCUAUAUUCAAGGAUUCACCUUGUGUGGCUGUUAAAGAAGACGCAACAUUGAACGACCAACAUUUCCUUCUCAAGGAGCAACUGGAAGCCAUCAUUGGACAGUACGACGUGUUUUGUGCCCACCCUUGUAGAAUCUCGCUGCUGGACGACAUGCGCGCCUGCUAUUCCAAGAACGAUCUUGACCCACAGUUGUUCAUGACAGCCGAUUCCAGUGGUCCAGUUAUUGGAGCAACUGCCUAUGAAGUCGAGGAAUUUUGCCAACACAGUGAGUCGCUGUACACGUGUCUGCGCCAGUCACGUGACGACUGCCAGGAAUCCCAUGUGGUUCUCAGCUCGAUCGGCCUUGACCUAGAUCUCAUGAAUAAAGGCGUGCAGGUUUUGUGUGCGGAUAAACCAGCCUACUUGCAAAGCCUGGGCUGUUUCGAUUCUCAUACAAAGGAAGUCGAGCACUGCCAGUCUAUUAAGUAUCGAACAAUUCUGGCAAUGGUGAUCAAAGCGCGGACACAGAGCUGGACCGAGGAGCAGUAUUACCAGGAAGUUUGUGGCGUCAUACUAAGCCACAUCCAGUGUGACCUGACCGCCUGGGAAGCCAAGGGCGACGAGGACUGUACGGAAACCACACUGAACCUCAAGCGGAAGUUACACUGUACUCUCAUACCCAAACAGUGCCAGACAUCCCACAAUGCAACUGUAGCUGAAGUCUGCACUAUGCAGGGAAGGUCGACAGGGGUUAAGGUCAUCCAACACUGGGUAUUUGUGAUACUGCUCUCUUUCUUGUUAGUACGGAGUGCAGAGGAGUACAGUUUAAACUGA
Messenger RNA from Candidula unifasciata, 1139 nucleotides. The record is from the annotation of a GenBank genome assembly. Lineage: Eukaryota; Metazoa; Mollusca; Gastropoda; Stylommatophora; Geomitridae.